Molecule: messenger RNA, 1983 nt
Organism: Tetranychus urticae (two-spotted spider mite)
Lineage: Eukaryota; Metazoa; Arthropoda; Arachnida; Trombidiformes; Tetranychidae
Source: RefSeq, a predicted model, not a curated record
CUAACCGUCAACAGGUUAGGCUAGGUAGAGAUUCAAUCCAAACAGGAAACAUUUUGGAUUGAGUACAGCAAGAGAAGAAGUUUGUGUACCUCAGUUCAGUUCUUAUUCAAUCAGUUAUCACUUUUGUUCCUUGUUUAUUUUGGUUUUAAUUUUUCAGUUAUCCUGGAUUAAUUGUGAUUGUUGCUACUUCUAUGGUUAAAUAUUCAGAAUAGGACGAAAGAUUGGAAAUACUUAUUUCACCUCAAUUUGAAACCAUCAAAAUGGAGAACAAUCUGAUUCUAGUUAUGAACAUGAGAUGAAGUUUUGAUCGCCUUGAAACUUAAGUUAUAACACUGGUCCAAUCGCCUUUUAUAGAUUAAAUAACAAUGGAUGCGAAAAGCGACAAGUUUGGAACAAAUCAAUUAUAUGGAGCUCAAAGUUUUCGUGAUGAUACACCUUCACGAUUUAAUCAUAAUUAUCAACAAGUACAACAAUUGAAUCACGGUAAUAACCAACAGCAUGUUAAUACAUUACCUCCAAAAGACGGUUCUGUUCCUCGAUGGCUUCCAAAGUGUGGUUAUUGUGAUAAACUGAUCCUUGAAGAGCAGUGUACUGAAGCAGAAGAGAAAGUCUGGCAUCUCAAGUGCUUCAAAUGUUUUGAUUGUAAAAAAACACUUGGUGGUCAACAGUAUGUUAUGGCUCGACCAACCGUUUUGCGAUCAAAUGAGACAACUUUCAAUCCGGAAAAUGAAUAUCCUUACUGUUUGUCCUGUUUUGAUGCCAAUUAUGCAGAAUUGUGCGAAGAAUGUGGUGAUAUUAUUGGUUGUGAGAUUGGAUCGAUAAAACAUGAAAAUAGACAUUGGCAUGCCAAUGAGACUUGUUUCAAGUGUAAUUUCUGUAAAACAGCUUUAUUAGGAAAGCUUUUUCUGCCAGCCAACGAUGGUAAAAUUUAUUGUUCAGCUCGAUGUUAUCAAUAUAUUUUGGAAAUGUAUCAUCCUCCAUCGAUCAGAGAGAGGGUUAAAUUACCUCCUCCACCUCCACCACCACCUUCAACUCCUCCACUACCUCCCCCUUACCCUCACCCUCACAAAGCUCCUAUAUCUCCGUCUUUACAGCCUUCAUCGUCCACUCAGCUGCCUGUUUCGCUUCCUACGCAACAUUCAACGCCUUCACCAUCUGCCCAACCUUCAUCACAAGAAACUCAAGCAACUCAGGUAUCAACAGUACCAGUUCCUCAAGAUAAUACGGUCAUUCCUAGCACCCAAUCAACUACUCCAAAUAUUAAGCCUCAUCCAUCUUCAUCAGAAAAUAGCCUUGUAUCCAGUCGAAGCUCAUUGAUAAAUGAUAAGCCUGAUGUUAUUCAAAAUUAUUUGAAUGCGCCAGACGUUGAAAAGGUUGCAAAAGAGUUGGCUGUAAUCAGUGUAAGCGAAGAGAAAAAACCAGAUGAAGAAAUUUCACCGAUAUCAGUUAAAGUUAUUGAAAAUACUCAAAAGUUGAAUCCAAAGAGUGUUACAUUUGACCCAAGUGUAAAAGAGAAUGAAUCAAGUAGGAAAUGUCGAUCAAACAGAAAAUCGAUGAAAGAAGAUGAUUGUUGUUCUACUUGUUCAUCACAUAGUUCAUCUUCAUCGGAUGACGAUUUUGAUUAUGAUCUCAUGGAUGCACGUCGACGCCAAUGGAUAGCUGGCACUCGUGUCCAUUAUGUGGCAGCUACUGCUCAGCCAGUAUUAACAUCAUCAUCAUCAUCAUCAACAUCAACUCUCCCUAAAACAAAAAAUCUUUCUAAAAUCAACGAUUCAAAGACAAAAGUACUACAUAAACCAAUUAAAAGAUUUCAAGAUUGCUCUAUGAAUUGGGCUGAAAUAUUGCGAAGUAAGCUUAAAGGUCGUUGAGAUUAUCCUUUUUUGCAAAUUAUAAACUACCAAAGUAUCUACUUUUUUAUUGAAAAAACACAUGUAUAAUCACGAUAUUCUUGAUAUGGAUUAAAUAUACUUUACAUAGAAAAGA